Molecule: messenger RNA, 3754 nt
Organism: Loxodonta africana (African savanna elephant)
Lineage: Eukaryota; Metazoa; Chordata; Mammalia; Proboscidea; Elephantidae
Gene: CREBRF
Product: CREB3 regulatory factor
Exons: 9
Coding region: 820-2736 (638 amino acids)
Biological process (GO): regulation of transcription by RNA polymerase II; response to unfolded protein
Cellular component (GO): nucleus
Molecular function (GO): DNA-binding transcription factor activity, RNA polymerase II-specific; RNA polymerase II transcription regulatory region sequence-specific DNA binding
Source: RefSeq, a predicted model, not a curated record
AGGGAGCCGGGCCGGGGGCGUUUCGGGUGUCCGAAGGCGAGUCCGAUCGGACCAGGAAGUAGCUCAGGGGAACCUGACCCCGACCCACCGCUCUCCUCACUCGAGCAGAGGAGGCAGGGAAGUACCGAGGGCAGUCAAGCUACCCCUGGGGGUGGUUCCUGGGACUAGAUGGAGCUCAGUCUGUGGAUUCUCCCUCUUUCUCGGCCCUACGCUUCCUUCUCUGACAAAUUCGAUCGGCAAACCCAGUAAUUGCCUUCCUUUAACCCAAGAAAACAAACCUUUUUUCUGUUUCUGAGCGGGCUUGAACCUUAAGGAGGUACUCGGAUAACUAGCGGUCCGAAUUUCUGCAUCAGGCCUCAGAUAGAGGCAGGCAGUGCGGGGGAAGUUCUGCUUUUCUGGAUUUGCAAAGAGAAAACCGGGACCAGGAAAGCCGAGAAAGUUGAGGCCUGGGUGGGGUUUCCAUUUUUUCAGAAGGAUACCUUAUUUAAAGAUCAGAGCUCCGCUCUUAGUCUUAGUAGUAAUUCGCCCCUCCUCAUUGAUAGUUCACAUAAAUCAACUUCAAGAGAAAACCGAGCCUUGAGAAAAUUAUUGAGAUUUGAAGGUUCUUUAGGACUUUGUCUUGCGAAUACUCUGCAGAUUCAUACAGAAUUACUAAAGAAGUGGAGAUUCAAGCAGUUAAAUUAAAGGCAUUCUGAGGAAACUUAACACAUAUUGUGAAAAUCAUCUUUGAUCCUGAAAUUAAAAGUAAAGCUGGAAAGGAAUUUACAAACGAAAAAAAAAAGAAGUUUGGAAUUGGACUCACAGGAUCUGGGCUUGGAAAUGCCUCAGCCUAGUGUAAGCGGAAUGGAUCCGCCUUUCGGGGAUGCCUUUCGAAGCCACACCUUUUCAGAACAGACUCUGAUGAGCACAGAUCUUUUAGCGAAUAGUUCAGAUCCAGAUUUCAUGUAUGAACUGGAUAGAGAAAUGAACUACCAACAGAAUCCUAGAGACAGUUUUCUUUCUCUGGAGGACUGCAAAGACAUUGAAAAUCUGGAGUCUUUCACAGAUGUCCUGGAUAAUGAGGGUGCUUUAACCUCAAACUGGGAACAGUGGGAUACGUACUGUGAAGACUUAACAAAGUACACCAAACUAACCAGCUGUGACAUCUGGGGAACAAAAGAAGUGGAUUACUUGGGUCUCGAUGACUUUUCUAGCCCUUACCAAGAUGAAGAGGUCAUUAGUAAAACUCCAACUUUGGCCCAACUUAACAGCGAGGACUCUCAGUCUGUUUCUGACUCCCUUUAUUACCCUGAUUCACUUUUCAGCGUCAAACAAAAUCCCUUCCCCUCUUCAUUCCCUGGUAAAAAGAUCACAAGCAGAGCCGCUGCCCCUGUGUGUUCUUCUAAGACUCUUCAGGCUGAGGUCCCUUUGUCAGACUGUGUCCAGAAAGCAAGUAAACCCACUUCAAGCACACAAAUCAUGGUGAAGACCAAUGUGUAUCAUAAUGAAAAGGUGAACUUUCAUGUUGAAUGUAAAGACUAUGUAAAAAAGGCAAAGGUAAAGAUCAACCCAGUGCAGCAGACCCGGCACUUGUUGAGCCAGGUUCACACCGAUGCAGCAAAGGAGAAUACCUGCUACUGCGGUGCAGUAGCAAAGAGACAAGAGAAAAAAGGGAUGGAGCCUUUGCAGGGUCGUGCCACUCCCGCUUUGCCUUUCAAAGAAACCCAGGAACUAUUACUCAGCCCACUGCCCCAGGAUGGUCGUGGGUCAAUUGCUGUAGGGGAGAGUAGCAGCCUUUCUGCCAGCACAUUGGUCUCAGAUUCAUCCCAGAAAAAGGAAGAGCACAAUUAUUCUCUCUUCGUCUCUGACAACUUGGGUGAACAGCCAACCAAAUGCAGACCUGAGGAGGACGAGGAGGAUGAGGAGGACGAUGAUGAGGACCACGAUGAAGGGUUUGGCAGUGAGCAUGAACUGUCUGAAAAUGAAGAGGAGGAAGAGGAGGAAGAGGAUUAUGAAGAUGACAAGGAUGAUGAUAUUAGUGACACUUUCUCGGAACCAGGCUAUGAAAAUGAUUCUGUAGAAGACUUAAAGGAGAUGACAUCAAUAUCCUCUCGGAAGAGAGGUAAAAGAAGGUACUUCUGGGAAUAUAGUGAGCAACUUACACCAUCACAGCAAGAGAGGAUGCUGAGGCCAUCUGAAUGGAAUCGAGAUACCCUACCAAGUAAUGUGUAUCAGAAAAAUGGCUUACAUCAUGGAAAAUAUGCGGUAAAGAAGUCACGGAGAACUGAUGUAGAAGAUCUGACUCCAAAUCCUAAAAAACUACUUCAGAUAGGUAAUGAACUUCGGAAACUGAAUAAGGUGAUCAGUGAUUUGACUCCAGUCAGUGAGCUUCCCUUAACAGCCCGGCCAAGGUCAAGGAAGGAGAAAAACAAGCUGGCUUCCAGGGCUUGUCGGUUAAAGAAAAAAGCCCAGUAUGAAGCUAAUAAAGUGAAAUUAUGGGGCCUGAACACAGAAUAUGAUAAUUUAUUGUUUGUAAUCAACUCCAUCAAGCAAGAAAUUGUAAACCGAGUACAGAAUCCAAGAGAGGAGAGAGGACCCAACAUGGGACAGAAGCUUGAAAUCCUUAUUAAAGAUACUCUUGGCCUCCCAGUUGCUGGGCAAACCUCCGAAUUUGUGAACCAAGUGUUAGAGAAGACUGCAGAAGGCAAUCCCACUGGAGGCCUUGUAGGACUAAGAAUACCAGCAUCAAAAGUGUAAUCAGCCUCAUUGGACCACUGGUCAGAAAUGUCUGUGUUCUUCACGUUGUUCAUUGUAAAUUUUCAUUCUGUUUUGCAUGUCAGUUUAGCAUUAUGUAAACAUUUACAAUUAGGUUACAUUGUUUUAAGAACUAAGUAGCAUAAGUGAAGCAUGAUCCAAAAUACUUGAUUAUUGCAUUUUCAGAGCAUAAACCAUGGUUAAAACUGCUACUGGCAUCAGAAUUGAAACUGAUAAGUUUAAGUAAAUGUUUAGGGUACAGAUUUCAAAAAUCUGUUGAAGUAAAACAUUUUGGAGGGGUGAAGAUAUUAAUGUAAAUGCCAAAUAUUGUGGCAAGUUUAUGCUCUGAACCACACACACAAAAAUUGAGGAAGCAUUUUUUAAACAGUCAGUUUAGAUUGUUUUUAGAAUUACUGCUUUUUGUUGAGAUUUUCCACAACCAUUAAUCUCACUUGUACAUGGCACACCCAGCCCUCGUGCCUGUGUGCCAUAUUAGACGUUCAUUUUCAGAGCUCAAUACUAUAUAUAUAUACAUAUAUAUAUAUAAAUGUCUGUGCAAGUAAGAAAAAAAAGCAUAUUCUUCGUGCCUUGUAUUUUGGGGAAACUAUAAAACUGGUAAUAUUUUGUAUGAUGAAAAACCCUAAUGAGGAAAAACAAGAUAUAUAGAUGGAAAAAUUAUGGGGUUUAAAUGUUUUUUUGUUCCAACUCUUUUUCAAAUUUUUUGAAUGUAUAUAGGACUAUGUUGAAAUGUAGAUAUAUGCCACAGAGUCUGUGUAUUGUAUAAAAAAAACAAAAACAAAAAAAAAACAAAAAAAAAGAUGGCUCUAGAAAACUCAAUUUCGGUACUUGACCGGAAGAAGACAAAUACUUGCACAUUAUUGCGAUUGUUUUAUUUUUUGUACCAAAGACAAAUGCAACUGAUAUGGCAAACUGCCAGUCUAAGUAAAGUUUUGCACAGCUUACAUGAUACUGUAUGAAUGUAUGAAAAAAAACGGAAAAAAAAAAAAAAAAAAAAGAAAAA